AUGGCUCCCUCAAAGACCGUCGCCGUCGCAUCGAAAGAUGUUACGCCCUCAAUUGACCCCGAGCAGACCCUGAAGGCCUCCAAGGCUCUCCUGGCACACAUCAAGAAGGCCGCCAAGGAAAAGUCUGAGGAAUCCGGCAAGAAGAACCUCCUCGCCGACGAGACCGAGGACCUCGCCAGCCAGCCCAUCUGGCUCACCCUCACAACCAAGCGCCACAUCGCCGACAGCGCCCGCCUCAAGCCCGGCAAGAUCACCCUCCCGCACCCCCUCAACCAGGACGAGGACUCCACGAUAUGCCUCAUCACCGCCGACCCCCAGCGCGCCUACAAGAACAUCGUCGCCUCGGAAGAGUUCCCCGAGGCCCUGCGCAAGCGCAUCACCCGCGUCGUCGACGUGGCCCACCUAAAGUCCAAGUUCAAGCAGUACGAGGCCCAGCGCAAGCUCUUCGCCGAGCACGACGUCUUCCUCGCAGACGACCGCAUCGUCAACCGCCUCCCCAAGGCCCUCGGCAAGACCUUCUACAAGACCACCGCCAAGCGCCCCGUCCCCGUCGUCAUCUCCGCUAAACCCCCCCGCGGCGCAGAUGGCAAGCGCGCAAAGGCGGCUCCCAAAACCCCCGGCACCGUCAACGCCGGCACCCCGCAGGACAUUGCCGCCGAGAUCGAAAAGGCCGUCGGCGCCGCCCUCGUCAGCCUCACCCCGUCCACCAACACCGCCAUCCGGAUAGGCUACGCCGGUUUCAAGCCCCAGCAGGUCGCCGACAACGUCACGGCCGUCGUCGACGCCCUCAUCACCAAGUGGGUGCCCGAGAAGUGGGCCAACGUCAAGAGCAUCUACGUCAAGGGCCAAGAGACGGCCGCCCUGCCCAUCUGGCUGACGGACGAGCUCUGGCUCGAGGACAAGGAUAUCGUCGCCGACGACAGCGAGCAGGCCAAGGCGAUGAAGGAGAAGGCCAACGUCGGCAAGAAGCGCAAGUCGAUUGGCGGUGCUGAUGAUGAAGAGACCGAGACUGCUGCGACUAAGCCCUCCAAGAAGGCCAAGAAGGCGGCCAAGGAGGCGGCGCAAAAGGUUCUUCCCGAGGGCGACGACGAGACCCUCAACAAGCAGAUUGCCGAGCGCAAGGAGAAGCUGAAGAAGCAAAAGGCCAAGGCCAAGGCUGCCGUCGACAACUAA
This is a messenger RNA of Colletotrichum fioriniae, 1173 nucleotides long. RefSeq names its product proteasome-interacting protein cic1 (gene CIC1). Gene Ontology annotation, molecular function: RNA binding. Gene Ontology annotation, biological process: maturation of LSU-rRNA. The record is from RefSeq and is a predicted model, not a curated record. Gene Ontology annotation, cellular component: cytosolic large ribosomal subunit; 90S preribosome. Lineage: Eukaryota; Fungi; Ascomycota; Sordariomycetes; Glomerellales; Glomerellaceae.